AUGGGCUUGUCGUUGUUCUCUCUUCUUACCCUUCUCUUACCUAUCCUCACUGUUGCUGAGAUAGGCCCUUUUUAUGGCGAUGAUGCUUUCGAUGCUGGUAGCUAUGGAUCAUACCCAGUCCACACCUAUAUGUCAACCGACGUCGUUUCCCCGCGUUUAAAUAUGUUACGCUCAAGUACCCUAUGUCGAAAUGAUUUAUACUGGGUAUUGAGUCCUCGGGGGAGAUCCAUUAGUGAUCCAGGUCCAAUGAUUUUGGAUUCAGCUGGAAAUUUGAUUUGGACCAAGGGAGGUUAUGAUCAAGUCUAUAAUCUUCAGGUUCAGGAUUUGUUGGGGGAAAAGUAUUUGACCUUCUGGGCUGGAACCGAUGCUGUGCAGGGACAUGGCGCGGGAAGUUAUUAUAUGCUUGAUAAAAACUAUAGGGAGGUUCAUAAAGUCGUUGCGGCAAACGGUCUCGCGGGCGAUUUACACGAUUUUACAAUCACCAAAAACGGCACGGCCUUGAUUACAAUUUACGACGUUGUGGUGGCCGAUUUAUCAUAUGUUGGAAUCCCUCAAGGAGAUAUGCCAGAGGGAGAUGGAGGAGUAAACUCUGCCUUCGAUUUCUUUCACAUAAACAGUAUCGAUAAGGACGCCAAGGGCAACUUCCUUAUUUCCAGCAGAUAUUUUCACUCCCUGACCUAUUUAAACGGUACCACUGGGGAUAUUAUCUGGAUUCUAGGAGGCAAGAAAAAUAUGUUCAAAGAUCUUUCCGGUGGACUAGCUACCAAUUUCGCAUAUCAACAUGAUGCCCGCUGGCGCCACAAUCGCACCGCCAUUUCCUUAUUCGACAAUGCAGGCGAUGAUUCUCAUCCAGGAAAUGCUACCCGCGGGCUUCUCGUCUCCCUCGAUGAGAUCAACAUGACGGUAAAAGUCAUUCGUGAGUACAUGAAUCCCAACGGUAUCCGCGCCAUUUCACAGGGAAACCUUCAAAUGCUGGACGAUGACCACGUAAUUAUGGGUUAUGGAAACACUGGCGCAUUCACCGAGUACGAUACCAACGGAACCGCUAUUUGUGAUGUACAUUUUGGACCACAAAGCAGUUUCGGAGCUGGAGAAGUCCAAUCAUAUCGGACCUUUAAAUUCGACUGGCACGGAUGGCCCACGACCGACCCCGACGUCCGCAUAUUGACCAAUGGAGAAGAUUGGUUGAGCCUUUAUGUGAGUUGGAAUGGAGCAACGGAAGUCAGGAAAUGGUUAUUACAAGGGGCUGAUGAGCCUGAAGCAGAAGAGGGAGAGUGGGAAACUCUAGAUUACGCGGACAAAACCACUUUUGAAACAGAAUUUGAAAUUCACCGCAUGUAUCCAAGAUACCUGAGGGUGAAGGGAAUGGGGAGUUACAAUAAUGUGACAGGAGAGGAAGAGUUAUUGGGGGCUUCGAGAAUCUUUAAUGCUGAUACUGGAACGCAGAUUUGGUCGCUGAAGCCUGUGAGAUUGGAGGGGUCUAGUAGCUGGCCAUUGCUGACUUUAAUGGUGUUUGCGGGGAUUGCUGGGUUAGUGGUGGGAGUAAGAGAAGCGAUGAUUUGGAGAAGAAGGAAGAGAGGGCCUAGUUUAUUGAGGUGGAGGCCUCGGGGUCUAGGAGUUCCAUUGUUAUCCGGUUAG
Messenger RNA from Sclerotinia sclerotiorum 1980 UF-70, 1638 nucleotides. RefSeq lists its product as hypothetical. The coding region runs from base 1 to 1638 and encodes 545 amino acids. The record is from RefSeq and is a predicted model, not a curated record. Lineage: Eukaryota; Fungi; Ascomycota; Leotiomycetes; Helotiales; Sclerotiniaceae. The transcript has 4 exons.